Molecule: messenger RNA, 1668 nt
Organism: Fonsecaea monophora
Lineage: Eukaryota; Fungi; Ascomycota; Eurotiomycetes; Chaetothyriales; Herpotrichiellaceae
Exons: 1
Coding region: 1-1668 (555 amino acids)
Source: RefSeq, a predicted model, not a curated record
AUGAAUUUCUUCACGAGGCUGCAAAGGUUGCAAAUGUUAUCCCUCCUGGCACUGUUUGUGGGUGGAACAAUCCUUUUAUUUGGAGGGGUAAAUUGUCUGGCUGGAAAUCCGUCGACUCUGCGUACCAGUUCAUGGAAAGCGCGGCAGUUCAGCGUCGGAUCUUCCUUCUCGGUACAGUCCUGGCUGGCAGUGCUGGGCGUGGGAGUCUCUUGCACCAUCUACGGUCUCUCAAGAGCUUGCACUCAUCUCUUCAACUUGGAAUGCACCCAACGCGCGCUCGGACCUGGUGGACUGGACUACGGACGGUACCUAAACUCGCUAUCACACGCACCCGUUCUGGUGGGAUGGCGUGGGUUCCGGGUGUUGUAUAUGGUCAGCUACUUCUUUGCAGCAUUGGCUCCGAUCGCGACCAUCGGAUACAAGUUCACCGUCUUCCGCGUCCCUCUCUCAGUCGUUGAAAGUUGGCCGCAGAGUCGAGUGGCUCUGUCUAUUCCUUCGUCCAAGGGAUUAGAUGAAUCUGGUGCCACCCCACUACUGGUCGAUACUCCGGGAGGCCUCCACAAUCAGGCAUUCUGUCAUCUAGGCCGAGACGAUGUCAUGGACGGACCAGAACAAAUCGUCAUGGUCGGUAUGGCGAAUUGUUCUGGCAUCUCCAGUGAGCUCGACCAGGGUAUCUUGGUCACCCGCGAAGUGGUCAUGGUCGGAACCCGGGUCAAGCCAGCCGGCACGUUCUACAUGUCUGCAGACCAUGCAGGAUGGCAGCGUCAACGAACUGUGUCAGAUUUGAAAGGAAGCUGGGUGCCGAGUCUCUUUAAUUUCGGUGCUGUCGUGGACUACAACAUCCAAGGACCCGGGUCCAUCGCGAUGCAGUGGACGACAAUGUUUACAGGCUGGGAUUGUGCCAUUUCUUCAUCAGCUUGUGAUAACUCCACUCAGUACGAAGUUUUUGAUCGAGUCGAGUACACUUUCACCUAUGCCACGGCCGAGGUGACACGUAUCGUGCGCAAGCGAUCAUGCGCAACCAUUAUGGACGAACCGGGGUCGAUUCGACUGCUAUCGACGCGUGAUAUUAAUGUCCCAUUCGAAACGGAAUAUGCGGAUGGGUCUCUGCUGUUGUACCUUGACGGGGUACACAGUGUGAUUGACAAAAGGGGGUCGACACCGGUGGAAGGCAUCAGCAUCUUUGCUCGCGCAGUUAUGGCCGGGUGGGCGAACGACGCCGUCAAUAUCACGGGCGCGCCGGCGCUGGGCCACGCGCGAGGCCAGCCAUUCGGAGUGGAAAAGCAGUCAACCAUCACAUCCAGCGACACGCUCAGCUACCCGUAUUUCACAGGAUCUCGCGACUCUGCAUGUACAGCAUGCUACGUGGCGGCAGCGUACGUGUUCAUCGUCACGGGGCCGUGUAUGUACUUGAUUCUGAUCACGAGAAUCGUCGCCGGUCCCCCACGUCUCACGUCGUGGACGGGACAGCACAUUGCUCUCCGUGGAAGAUUAGCAGACGAGGAGAUGAAUCUGGCUGCAGGCUACGACGCUGCCCCUGUGAAUCGCCUUUUUGUUCAAUUGCUGCCGAACAAGGACGACUUUGUGGAGGAGCUGGAGUCAGAUCAACAGUUGCAGGUGUUGGCCUUUCCACCGCAACAGGCCCAGGCACAUGUUGAGGAGAUCUAA